Trifolium pratense (red clover) is the source of this 1026-nucleotide messenger RNA. RefSeq names its product TRAF-type zinc finger domain-containing protein 1-like. The record is from RefSeq and is a predicted model, not a curated record. The coding region runs from base 188 to 793 and encodes 201 amino acids. The transcript has 6 exons. NCBI's taxonomy places the organism in Eukaryota, Viridiplantae, Streptophyta, Magnoliopsida, Fabales, Fabaceae.
GAAGGUCCCAUAAAUAAAGUCUCUUCGACCAAAGUUGUUGUUCAACCAAAGUACCACAACACAAUCUCUGUUCUGUCUUUCAUCCCCAAAUUCUGAAAUCUUCCUUCACAUAACCUAAUCCCUCUACCUACAAAUUCAAGCGUCGCAGAACAACCUUUUUUUGGAUUCAUUCUUGUGUUUUAACGACAUGGAAACUGUGCUCGAUCAAGCCACUACCACAUGCACUCACUGUGAUCGGGCUAUCCCUACUGCAAAUAUUGAUUUGCAUUCUGUUCAUUGCGCUCGGAACCUCGAAAAAUGUAAGGUUUGUGGUGAUAUGAUACCAAAGCAACAUGCUGAUGAUCACUAUUUAAAGGUCCAUGCGCCGGUUACCUGUUCAUUGUGCAGCGAAACAAUGGUGCGUGAUAUUUUAGAUAUCCAUAAAGGUGAAAAUUGCCCUCAAAGGAUUGUCACCUGUGAGUUCUGUGAGUUUCCAUUGCCAGCAAUUGAUCUGGCAGAGCAUCAGGAAGUAUGUGGGAAUCGAACUGAGAUGUGUCACCUUUGUAACAAAUAUGUUAGACUACGUGAAAUACAGAACCAUGAAAUUAAUUGCAACAGAAUCCAAGACAAUGGUGCAGGGUCUUCAAGGGAUGAGAGGCCAGCUGAAAGAGACGGGAGUGCUCCAAGGAGGCAUCAGAAUGAAUUCCCAAAAGGACGUCUUCUUAUCACAAUAGCAGUAACUGGUCUCGCUGUCAUACUUGGAGUCGGAUCUAUUUUUUAUCCGAGAAAGGCAGGGACUAGUAAUGUUCAUUAGGAAAGGAGAGGCAAUUGUUAUAUUAGUGUAAAUUACUCUACCAGUCUACCUGUAUAAUCCAUUCGUAUACAACAGAAGUCGUAUGAGAGAUAUGCUAUAUCGGUACAUUAAACACAUCGGCAAUGUGUCUGUCACUAUAUACCGAGUGGUUAUGCACUUUUCUUGAACAUUACGGUAGUUCUGUUUUUGGAGAGAACUACCAAGAGAUAAAUUUGAGUCAUUGAUUACAAAUA